This is a messenger RNA of Mucor mucedo, 1054 nucleotides long. RefSeq lists its product as uncharacterized. Gene Ontology annotation, molecular function: RNA polymerase II cis-regulatory region sequence-specific DNA binding. The coding region runs from base 88 to 690 and encodes 200 amino acids. NCBI's taxonomy places the organism in Eukaryota, Fungi, Mucoromycota, Mucoromycetes, Mucorales, Mucoraceae. The transcript has a single exon. Gene Ontology annotation, biological process: cell differentiation; regulation of transcription by RNA polymerase II. The record is from RefSeq and is a predicted model, not a curated record.
UAUAUAAAGGACGUCUAAUUUGUGUCAAUUCCCUAAAAAAAAUCAACUUUUUUCUACUUUCCUUAUAUCAGCCACUUUUUUACUACAAUGCAUUCCUCUACUUGCACUUUACCUCCUCUUUCAGACAUUUUCUUGAAUACUAGCACCACUGCUUCUCGUUCUUCAUCGUCAGUGCUUAAUAUUCAAAAUCUAUUAUCAUCUCCUUCUCCUGUUCAACCACAACAUCACCAUCACCAUCAUCAUUAUAACACUUCAGCAGCAGCAGCAGCAGCAGCUCAUGAACGUAAUUUGAAGGCAAAGAGAAAGAGAGCUUCACCCAAUCAAUUAGUAGUAUUAAACCGUAUAUUUGCUCAAACCUACUUCCCUUCAACAGAAAUCCGUAUUGAACUUGGAAAGCAACUGGGUAUGAGUCCACGUACAGUGCAGAUUUGGUUUCAAAAUAAGCGUCAAGCACUUCGUUCUCGUGGACGUCAUACACCGGAUUCACCCACUUCUGCUUCCUUCUAUCUUCCUCCCAUUUCUCCACCCAGAUCUCCUCCCACUGACCUCCGUUUCCAUCACUUCCAAGACCAAAACAACUUUUCAUUACCUCCAUUAAGACUAGUAUCUCCACAACAUCAUUGCAGUCCUCCAACAUUAUCAUAUCCUAGUCCAAAUUCAAUUGAUCAUCUUUCUUAUAGAGAUUAUUAAAUUACAACUAGUAAAAAAAAAAAAAACAAAAAAAAAAACAACAGAAAACCCAAACAACAACAAAAACAUUAACACAAACCCCAGACACAAGAAGCACUCUUUCUAUUAUAUAUAUAUACAUAUAUUACUACUACUCAUGCCUUCCCCCUCUUUUUUAUCAUUACUUUUUGUAUUUUCGUUUUUAUUAUGUUUAUUUUUUUCAUGCUUCUUCUUUUUUUAUAUCAUAUGCUACAUAUAUUUGUAUAUGCCUAUUUAAUAUAUAUCCAACAACUUAUUUAUUCGUUUCUGUGCAACUCUUCUUUUUUUAAUUGUUUCUCGUUUGAUCUCCCCCCUUUUAAUAAUAAUAAAAAAAACAUUAUAUCAU